CAAAAAUAAGAGAUUCCCCAGGUCAUGGUAUGAAACGUCAAAUUCUGUCAAUCACUGGGGUCAACUAACUCUGAAACCAUAUGAAAGUCUAAAUAAAAAAUUAAUGAAACAAUGCAUGUGCUACAUAUAUCCAUUUAUCUUCUAAAUUGAUCAGAAAUCGGUGAAUAUCAAAAAUCUCCCGCGAAAAUUGGGGAACGUGACGUCAUUAAUCCCGAGCACCGUCAACAAAGUUCUAGUCGUGGAAAAAUUGUAAAACAAAGUCAUAAUUUGUGACGAUCUACUGCUGCAAGUCAAUGGAAAAGAAGUCUGACUUAUAGACCAAUAUAUGUGGAACACUGAAGUAAAACAUCGGAGUGAGAUUGGGAUGAUAAGAGGGGGAACACCGUCUGGUUCUGUAUCAGACGGUAGCUCGGCGCCAUCUUGGACAAGUGUCACAACCACUAACCCCAUUGUAAGGCCCAUCAGGCCGCCAUCCUCCAUUCAAGUACAAGGUCCAAUGCCUGGUGGGUUGAUGCAGCAGAGUAACAACCUGAUGGAGGGAGGGCCUAGUGGUCCCAGCAGCCUUCAGUCUGUACCUGUAGAUCCUCGCAAACAGGAGCUCCUUGAAGCCAGGAUGUUUGGGGGUCUUGGGAGCCAUGCAGGUCAACUGGGCCAAGUAAGCCAUACAUUCCCAGGAGCAAACCACCACCCACCCCAGGACAACUCUAACCUCAGUGGUGGCAGUGACUCUAUGGGGGCCAAUAAGGACCCCACCAACAGCGCUAAUGCUGGUGUCAAAGAUGACCACAUGCAACAAAACCAGCACACGCCAGAGAAGAUGAGGACGCCCUCUGGUGGUGACAGAAAGCGUAAACGUAAGGGUGCUCCAGUGGAGAACCACGACCAUAAUAGUGGUCAUGGGAGGUCAGCAAAAGGAGAUAAUAAUGCUAAGAAAAUAAGUGAAUAUUUCAAGUACCAGACUGGCAGUCCAAGCAGAAGUGCCACAUCAGCCUAUGGGGCAAAGUCUCCCUCCCCUCAGACUGUACGUAUGUAUCCACCCUCCCCACAGGGGUUUGUUGCAUCCCCAGUGAGUAAUUCCCAACCAGAAUAUCCUCCUGGCAGCCGCUUCUACGCAAACAGCAAGUCAUUACAGACUGACAUGACGUGUCUACAGAUCCAGCAAAUGGAGAGCAAGUCACAGUCAGACAUAGAGAGAAAAGAGAGCACCAUAUCUGAUUUACAGAGGCAAACUGAAGAGUUUAGAAGACAGCUGACGGCACAGCAAAAGUUACUGGACAAACAGAAAGAGUCAUUGAAGAAGUGUAUGGACAUGAACUUAAUGCUGCUGAAAGAGAAGAGUUUACUAGAGAAAAAGACUACACGUCAGAAAUGUAUGGAGAACAGACUACGCCUUGGCCAGUUCACUACACAGAGACAAGGUGCCUCGUUCCAGGAUACCUGGCAGGAUGGUUACGCAUUCACAGAUCUCAUCAAGCAACAAGAGCGUGUAGCAACAGACAAAGAAGAGAUAGACAAACAAAGGAAACUGCUGCUCAAGAGAAAGCCAACGUUAAACCCAAGUUCAUCCGCCAAGAACCGCAACAAUUCAUCCAGAGAUGGCAGAGAUGAUGAGUUUCGUAGACCAGGAGAAACAACUAAAAAUAUGCUUACUCUAUCGGAGUAUUAUGAACAGGAUGAGAUUCUGAAACUUCGACAAAAUGCUUUGAAAAAGGAGGAUGUUGAUAUGCAGUUAGAGUUAGAAAAAUUGGAGCGUGAAAGGAACCUUCAUAUAAGGGAGCUUAAACGUAUACAUAAUGAAGACAAUUCUAGGUUUAACAAACAUCCAGUGUUGAAUGACCGGUAUCUCUUACUAAACCUACUGGGGAAGGGAGGUUUCAGUGAAGUGCAUAAGGGGUUUGAUAUGAGAGAACAGAGAUAUGUUGCCUGCAAGGUUCAUCAGCUCAAUAAGGACUGGAAAGAAGAUAAAAAAGCUAAUUACAUAAAACAUGCUUUAAGGGAAUACAAUAUCCACAAACAACUAGACCACCCUAGAAUUGUCAAAUUAUAUGAUGUCUUUGAAAUAGACAAUAAUUCGUUUUGUACAGUGUUGCAAUAUUGUGAAGGGAAUGACUUAGACUUUUAUCUGAAGCAGAACAAGAUUGUUCCAGAGAAAGAGGCCAGAUCUAUCAUUGUGCAAACUGUUAGUGCUCUCAAAUAUUUAAAUGAAAUAAAGCCACCUGUUAUCCACUACGACCUUAAACCAGGUAACCUGUUGUUGGGGGCAGGUGCUGUAAGUGGGGAAGUCAAGAUUACAGACUUUGGACUGAGCAAGGUGAUGGAGGGAGACAACUACCACCCUGAAGAUGGCAUGGAUCUCACCUCACAGGGUGCUGGCACAUACUGGUAUUUGCCACCAGAAUGUUUUGUCGUUGGUAAAGAACCUCCUAAAAUAUCUUCCAAGGUGGACGUCUGGUCCGUGGGUGUAAUAUUCUUUCAGUGCCUCUAUGGUAAGAAGCCAUUUGGACACAAUCUCUCACAGGCUGCAAUAUUAGAGCAGGAUACUAUUCUAAAGGCCACUGAGGUCCAGUUCCCCGCCAAACCUAUCGUCUCCACUGAAGCUAAGAACUUCAUUCGCCGUUGCUUGCAGUAUAAGAAAGAUUCACGCCCAGAAGUGCUAUAUCUAGCUCAAGACAUAUAUCUGAAACCCAGUGCACUAAAAUCAAAGAGUGUUAGUCAGAUCCAGCAGCAGCAGCAACAACAGCAGCAGCAGCAGGGAGGUGGUACUGUAACUAAUGAUGUCAACAGUAGGAACAGCAAUUCAGAAAAGAUGGAGAUGUUAUUAUGA
Molecule: messenger RNA, 2824 nt
Organism: Owenia fusiformis
Lineage: Eukaryota; Metazoa; Annelida; Polychaeta; Sabellida; Oweniidae
Source: the annotation of a GenBank genome assembly